UGAAAAACCAGGAAUAGAGACGUAUUUGCUUCGUUGGAAUAGUAGACAUUUACUUUGGGUGUCUCUUCUAUUCUUCUGAAAUAGCUGCUGUUUGUUGCAAGACUUUCAAUAUUUGUAUUGUACCUCUUAAUUUUCCUCGUCGAUGCCAGGGCCAGCUGAAAGCUGCAGUUUGGAUGAAGUCAGUCAAAACAGGACAUAAAUUAUAUUUAACAGCCAUGGUCUUGCAACUCGGAACCAAACUUCACUAUUUCACUAAACUUUAUAAGGAAUGAGAUAUGCCUUUGCCGGGUGGAUUAUACCUCCAUAAUAACCCCCAAUCCUUUCCCCCCUCUCUCUCUCUCUCUCUCUCCUCUCUCUCUCUCUCUCUCUCUCUCUCUCUCUCUCUCUCUAAGUGUCACUGCAGGUGCUUCAGUCAAAGGGGAGCGACUCCAGCAGCACUCGUGUCCUCUGGUCACCCUCUCGGCAAAAUGUCUUCUGAUUAUUUUGGAUUCUCCUACGUAAGGAGCAAUGCAUUAAAGAACACAAGUACCGUGGUUCUUAACAACGCAGCUGAUAUCUCUGUUAUUGUGAUUUACUUUUUGGUUGUCUUGGGUGUAGGAGUAUGGGCUAUGGUCCGCACCAACAGGUCCACAGUCGGGGGCUUCUUCCUGGCUGGGAGGAGUAUGGUGUGGUGGCCGAUUGGAGCUUCACUCUUUGCCAGCAACAUCGGCAGUGGCCACUUUGUGGGGAUUGCAGGGACUGCUGCAGCAGGAGGACUCGCCAUCGGUGGAUUUGAAUGGAAUGCUCUUGUAGUGGUCGUCAUCCUUGGAUGGCUUUUUGUGCCAAUCUACAUCAAAGCAGGGAUUGUCACCAUGCCUGAAUACCUGAAGAAGCGGUUUGGAGGCCAGCGUAUUCGCAUCUACCUCUCUGUGCUCUCCCUCUUCCUUUAUGUCUUCACAAAGAUCUCAGCGGACAUGUUCUCCGGUGCCAUUUUUAUCAACCAGGCUCUUGGGUUGAAUAUCUACCUGGCUGUAAUCAUGCUACUAAUGAUCACAGCGCUGUACACUGUUACAGGUGGAUUAGCAGCUGUGAUCUACACGGACACCUUGCAGACUAUCAUCAUGGUUGUUGGAUCAUUCAUCCUCAUGGGCUUUGCUUUUAAUGAGGUGGGAGGCUAUUCAGAGUUCCAGAGGCUCUACAUGUUGGCCACGCCCGCCAUUACAGGAGGCAACAAGAAAGAGUGCUAUGAGCCUCGGUCGGACUCCUUCCAUAUUUUCAGAGACGCAAUCACAGGAGAUCUGCCGUGGCCUGGCCUCGUGUUUGGACUCACCAUCCAGGCCACUUGGUACUGGUGCACAGAUCAGGUGAUUGUUCAGCGCUGCCUCUCUGCUAAGAAUCUAUCUCACGUUAAAGCAGGCUGUAUCUUAUGUGGUUACCUGAAGCUGCUGCCAAUGUUCCUCAUGGUUUUCCCCGGGAUGAUCAGUAGGAUCCUCUAUCCUGAUGUGGUGGCAUGUGUGGACCCAGAAGAAUGUCAAAAUUACUGUGGGGCCAGUGUGGGCUGCACCAACAUCGCGUAUCCCAAACUGGUGGUGGAUCUGAUGCCAGAUGGCCUAAGAGGUCUGAUGCUGUCAGUGAUGUUGGCCUCCCUGAUGAGUUCACUCACCUCCAUCUUUAACAGUGCCAGUACUCUCUUCACCAUGGACAUCUAUACUAAGAUUCGUAGCAAGGCCAGUGAGAAGGAACUCAUGAUAGCUGGCAGAGUGUUUAUCUUGGGCCUGAUUGGCGUGAGCAUUGCAUGGAUCCCUGUGGUGCAGUCAGCCCAGAGUGGUCAGCUCUUUGACUACAUUCAGUCCAUCACCAGCUACCUGACACCACCCAUCGCAGCAGUAUUCAUGCUGGCCAUCUUCUGCAAACGUGUCAAUGAAUCUGGAGCUUUUUGGGGACUUGUGAUUGGCCUUGGCAUCGGCCUGUCCAGGAUGAUCGCAGAGUUUGCUUAUGGCACAGGCAGCUGUGUUAGCCCCAGUAACUGUCCCACCAUCAUAUGUGGAGUCCACUAUCUCUACUUCUCCAUCAUCCUGUUUGUUAUCUCCUGUAUCAUCAUCCUGACAGUCUCUCUCAUCACCAAACCCAUUGAUGACAAGCAUUUGUAUCGACUGUGCUGGAGUCUCAGGAACAUAACAGACGAGAGGGUGGACCUUGAAAAGGAUGACUGGGUUGAUACUAAUAAUUCCGAUGAUAUGGAAAUAGAAGAACAAGGAGAGGAGCCAGGCUGUUGCAAAAAGGCAGUGAUGGGCUUCUGCGGCCUAGAGCAGCAAAAAGGCCCCAAGCUGAGUGAAGAGGAGCAGGCGGAGCUGCAGAAGCAGCUCACAGACACCUCAGAGGUGCCAUUAUGGAGGAACAUUGUGAAUGCAAAUGCCAUUAUCCUCCUUUGUGUGGCCGUUUUCUGCCAUGGUUUCUUUGCUUAACUGACAUAAGUCACUCUCAGAUACUGUAAUCUAUAUUUAAUUGAGAGGAUUUUAGAUUCAUGUAAAUUAUGCUCCUACACUUUUGAUAAUUAGAUCUUGUAAACCUUGCUGUACUGUAUCAUCAUAGCCAUGUGGCUACUGAACUUCUCAAUGACAUAAAAUAUACUUUUGUGACGUACAAA
Molecule: messenger RNA, 2626 nt
Organism: Notolabrus celidotus (New Zealand spotty)
Lineage: Eukaryota; Metazoa; Chordata; Actinopteri; Labriformes; Labridae
Gene: slc5a1
Product: solute carrier family 5 member 1
Exons: 17
Coding region: 276-2444 (722 amino acids)
Biological process (GO): transmembrane transport; sodium ion transport
Cellular component (GO): plasma membrane
Molecular function (GO): D-glucose:sodium symporter activity
Source: RefSeq, a predicted model, not a curated record